This is a messenger RNA of Triticum turgidum subsp. durum (durum wheat), 363 nucleotides long. The record is from the annotation of a GenBank genome assembly. NCBI's taxonomy places the organism in Eukaryota, Viridiplantae, Streptophyta, Magnoliopsida, Poales, Poaceae.
AUGGCCAUGGUAGCGAGAGCCGCGCUGCUCCUGGCCAUGGUGGUCGUGGCAAGCGCCACCUACUGCCCCCCGCCGCCGGCGCCGGUGCCGGUGCCCCGCUACGGGUCGUGCCCCCAGAACGCGCUCAAGCUGCACGUCUGUGCCAACGUGCUGAACCUGGUGAAGGCCAAGAUCGGCGUGCCGCCAGCGGAGCCCUGCUGCUCGCUCCUCGACGGGCUUGUCAACCUGGACGCCGCCGUCUGCCUUUGCACCGCCAUCAAGGCCAACGUGCUGGGAAUCCACCUCAACGUCCCCAUCGACCUUAGCCUCAUCCUGAACAACUGCGGCAAGAUCUGCCCGGCCGACUUCCAGUGCAUCCACUAG